AUGUCUAUUGCUGCAGGCCAAGGCCAAGGAGGCAAAGAAAAGAAGGAUGGUGACGACAAGAAAAAGAAACACGAGGCGCUGGCCCCUCCAUCUCACUUUGGCAGAAAGAAGAGAAAGAUGAAAGGCGCACAGGUUGCCAGUAAGCUUCCAUCUGUGGUGCCAACAUCAAAGUGUCGUCUUCGCUUGCUGAAGCAUGAUCGUGUCAAGGACUACCUCAUGAUGGAAGAAGAAUUCAUUCAGGAGCAACAACGGCUGAAGCCCAAAGAGGACAAGGAGUCAGACGAAAAGUCAAAGUUAGAUGACAUUCGCGGUACUCCGAUGGAUGUCGGAUCGCUUGAAGAAUUCAUCGACGAGAACCACUGCAUCGUGUCUACCGCCAUGGGACCUGAGUAUUAUGUGAACAUUUUGUCCUUUGUCGACAAGGAUCAGUUGGAGCCUGGCUCCUCCAUUCUCAUGCACCACAAAAAUCUUAGUGUGAUUGGUUUGCUGGUAGACGAAGUGAACCCUCUUGUGAGCGUGAUGAAGGUUGACAAGGCCCCAACUGAAUCCUAUGCAGACAUUGGAGGUCUUGAAGAUCAGAUCAUGGAGAUGAAGGAGGCUGUGGAAUUGCCUUUGACUCAUCCGGAACUGUACGAGGAUGUUGGCAUUAAGCCACCCAAGGGUGUCAUCCUGUAUGGAGUGCCUGGCACUGGAAAAACUCUCCUGGCUAAGGCCGUCGCAAGUGAGACUUCUGCAACCUUUCUCCGAGUUGUCGGAAGUGAAUUGAUCCAAAAAUAUCUGGGAGAAGGGCCCAAGCUGGUGCGAGAAAUGUUCCGAGUCGCACAAGAACACGCUCCAUCCAUCAUUUUCAUCGAUGAGAUCGAUGCAGUUGCCACAAAGAGGUAUGACACAACCAGUGGUGGCGAGAAAGAGAUUCAGCGUACAAUGUGA
Molecule: messenger RNA, 930 nt
Organism: Cladocopium goreaui
Lineage: Eukaryota; Dinophyceae; Suessiales; Symbiodiniaceae
Source: the annotation of a GenBank genome assembly